AUGGACAACGCAGCAGUCGUCGUGGAGUCCGACAGCAACUCCGACCUCGACGAUCAGACCAAGGCAUGGGAAUCAGACGUCGUUCUGUCGCGUCAGGACGAUGAUGCUGCCAAUUCCCACUCAAACCCCGCCGCCGACUGUGGCAUCGGCCAUCGUGUCCAGGCCAGUCGCUCCGUCCUUGCCUUGGUCCUGGAUGACGAGUGUGUCUUUGCUGGUCUCCAAGGUGGAGAUAUUGUCGCCUGGUCCCUCGAGACAUAUGAUCUCUUGCUCUCCGUCCAUGCACACAAAGAAAGUGUCCUAGGUCUCUAUCUCUCCGAUGAUGGUGACCUCCUCUUCUCCAGUGGUGGCGACUCCGUCGUCAAUGUCUGGUCCACCAGAACCUUUGACCGACUCUAUUCUAUCCAUUCGCAUCACGAUGUAGGCGAUAUCUUUGCUGUUGCCUACUCGUCCAGUCUGAAGACCGUCUACUGUGGUGGCCAGAACACCAGCAUUCAGUGGUGCGAUAUUUCAAAAACAGACGCAGCUUCAACACGGACCUCGGCUGCCCACUUAUCUCGACGUACUCAUAGGUUCUUCGACUCGAAAGGUCCAGAUGGUACCCGCGCUUCCUGUCCGGACUCGAGCUCGGAUGUUGCUCAUUCCGUGACGCAGGGCGGCCAGGUGUUAACCUUCAAGCGCGAUCACCAUAGGCUGUUCUCUCACCAUGGCUACGUGUAUUCGAUGCUGUUGGUCCGCGGCUUGGUCGAGUCUGCACCCAACGAAGAGGUACUUCUAACUGGUGCUGGUGAUGGUGUUGUCAAGCUGUGGCGUUUGGGGCAAGAUGGCAACACGGUGCCUGCUCAAAUGGCAAAGCUGCAGAACGGAGAUCCUGUUCUCUCGAUCGCCGUCGACGGAUCGUUCCUCUACUGUGGUCUUGCUGGCGGUGCCUUGAACAUAUGGAACUUGGAUUCUCACCAGCUGGUCAAACGCAUCACUCGCCACACGGGUGAUUUGUGGGCGGUGGAUAUUAUCCGAGGAGUGGCUGUGUGUGGUGACUCGAACGGAAUUGUCAAGAAAUUCAACUCGAGGUUCGAAGAAGUGGGCAGCUGGGUUGCCCAUGAAGGGACCAUGCUGGCAUCGGCCGCUGGCCGAUUCAAAGACCGUCGCAUCUAUGCUACUGGAGGAAAUGAUAACACGGUCGGCAUUUGGGACUUGACCGAGUUUUCUCUCAAUCAAGACGAAGUGCCUCCGAUUAGCAAUGAUGAAAUGGUCAACAGCCUGGCCAAGUUUGUCGCAUUCAAAACGGUUUCGUCGAGUCCGAAAUUCAGCGGAGAGUGCAACCAGGGUGCAGCUUUCCUUCGACGACACUGUAACUACUUGGGAGCUAAGACGAAACUCUUGACCACGGGAGAAGACACCAAUCCUAUUGUGUAUGCCAGAUUCCACGCAACGUCCCCGGAAAAGGUCGACAAGACGCUUCUUUUCUACGGUCAUUACGAUGUUGUUGGUGCUGAGGCCAAUAAGCAAAAAUGGAAGACGGAUGCUUACCAGCUGGCCUCAAUCAAUGGCUUCUUGUACGGUCGUGGAGUUUCUGAUAACAAAGGGCCUAUCCUGGCGGCUCUUUAUGCAGCUGCGGAUCUCGCCCGACAGAAGACCCUUCGAUGCGAUGUGGUUUUCCUCAUCGAGGGUGAGGAAGAGUCUGGCUCUCAGGGGUUCCAAGAAACCGUCCGACAACAUAAGGCCCAAAUCGGACCGGUUGAUUGGAUUCUCCUUGCCAACAGUUACUGGCUGGACGACUUCAACCCGUGCUUGAUUUAUGGCCAGCGUGGAGUCGUGCAUGCAAACCUGAUUGUCACAAGCGAACAUCCGGAUCUUCACAGUGGUAUUGACGGUAGUUCCCUACUGGAUGAACCAUUGAAAGAUCUCUCGAUCCUCGUGGGCACUCUGGUCGGGCCCAAGGGUCGCAUCAACCUUCCCAACUUCCACGACCCGGUUUUGUCUCUGACGGAAGCAGAGAAGGUGCGAUAUGCAGCCAUCGCAGAGGUGCUACUACCGCACCACCCCGAAAUUCCCAACAGCGAUGCUCUGAUCAACUCCUUGAUGCAUCGCUGGAGAGAACCAUCGUUGACCAUUCAUUCGAUGGAGGUGCCGGGAAGCGCCAAGACAGCAACGACUAUCUCACGCAAAGCCAAGGCCAGUCUGUCGAUUCGUAUCGUGCCAAACCAGAAGGCGGAUGAGGUGGCAGCAAAUCUGACGGCAUUUGCACAAGAACAGUUUGAUCUGUUGGAAUCCCAGAAUGACCUUACGGUGGAGAUUACGGGCAAAUCCGACGCCUGGUUGGGAGACCCGGACAAUGAGAUCUUCGAGACCCUUUCAGACGCCAUCACGGCUGCUUGGACUCCUGACCACCAGAGCCAGAAGCACCACUACCCUCCUAUUCAGCGAAUCCUGCCCGAGCGGACCUCACGUAAACCGUCUCCCGCGCCCGGGUCGAAACUCCUCCGCAAGGACUCUUCUGACAGCCUUGCUUCGCACAUCGACCGUAUCAUCACAUCCUCGACCACCUCUUCUGCCGGAAAGACGGCAGCACGUAAAAAUUCCGCACUGAGCACCACAGUGCCAACUUCAUCAACCCUCGCCAACACCUCUACCGCGAUCGCCUCUACCCCUGAUGACGCAACGGUCAUUGUGACACCACCCGACACCGUCUCAACACCCACCUCGCAGCCCGAAACGACGAAACCCGUCUCGACACGUUCCGGCGUGCGACCAAUCUACAUCCGCGAGGGCGGUUCGAUUCCCACGAUCCGCUUCCUGGAGAAAGAGUUCUCGGCACCCGCGGCGAACCUGCCCUGCGGACAAGCCAGUGACAAUGCGCAUUUGGACAAUGAGCGACUCCGCGUGGAGAAUUUAUACAAGAGCCGGGAGAUAUUCCGGUAUGUGUUUGGACGGUUGCCGGAAAGGGGCAACUAG
Messenger RNA from Aspergillus wentii DTO 134E9, 2952 nucleotides. RefSeq names its product glutamine amidotransferase subunit DUG2. Bases 1 to 2952 code for a protein of 983 amino acids. Gene Ontology annotation, biological process: proteolysis; glutathione catabolic process. Lineage: Eukaryota; Fungi; Ascomycota; Eurotiomycetes; Eurotiales; Aspergillaceae. The record is from RefSeq and is a predicted model, not a curated record. Gene Ontology annotation, molecular function: protein binding; peptidase activity. The transcript is spliced from 6 exons.